AUGGAUAAGAUGAAACAGAGCAGAGCAGGAGGUAGGCUAGAAGGGCCCAGCCCCAUACUUCCUUCACUGAAUGACCUCUUUAAGCCAGAAACUUUAGAGAGCCAGAGUCUAUACCAGCCAGAGAGUAGCGUGUCUUCAUCAUUUUCAAAAGUCUUCAAAAUCAAGAAAGUCAACAGAGAAGGAUUUGAGAACUUAAGUGAUAUUUCUGAAUCCUUAUCUAUUGAAGAAAAGAGACGUAAAGGACGGAUUCGGGCUAAGAAUUCCAGAAUUCGUAGAAAAAAUUACCUAGUCGAGCUACAGAAUAAAAUCUGAGCUCUUGAGAAAGAAAAUUUCAGACUUCAGAAUUUACUGAUAGCAUAUAGAAGGGAGAAAUUUGAGAAUGUUUCUUCAGUGACCCAAAGUUUCGCGAAGGAUAUGGAUCGCAUUAGGAAAUAAAACGAUACAAAAAUUCAUAGAUCCAACUAAAAUGCAGGCUAAGGAAGGAAUGCAAGAUGCUAUUGCUACAGAUUUCCGAAAAUCUGGCUUAAAAAUUAUGGAAAAUCAUCAAAACUUUUUAGAUAGGGUAUUUGAAAUGUUGAUAAACCAUCCCUAUCCAACACCGAGAUUCAGUUAUUGGAAAGAGCUAGGGCCUGUGUACAACACUGAUUACAGUCUCAUAAAGAAGUUACAGAGGAUCUCAAAAUUUGAAGAACCAGGCUUUAUCAAAGAGCAUGGAUUAACAGAAAUGGAUCAGGUUAUUGCUUCAAUGUCUCCAAAUAAGAAGCAAUUUGAAUUCUUAAGAGAUGUCAGACUUAAGAAAGAAUUCAAAAUUAAAACUAUCUAUAAAGAAGGAAUCAGUUAUCUCUGCAAAGCAAAGAGCUUAUUUGAAAAAGCUACUGUUGAACUAUGAGCCCUUACAAGUUUUCUCUCAAAAUGAAACAUUUUCUCGGAUUCCCAAAUUAUUAAUGCUCGACUAAAGGACGGAUUCUUCAAUAAGGAUGAUUCAUUCACAGGAAUAUGGCAGAUAAAGGUUUCUCAAAAGCCUUAUCACUAUGAUAUGGCUGCUGAUGAGAUAUAUGGACACUUAGCUGCAAAGCUAAUCCCUCGGGAAGAGCAACAAAUUAGGUUUACUUAUAAUGAGUAUUCAUUACCAUCAUAG
This is a messenger RNA of Moneuplotes crassus, 1138 nucleotides long. The record is from the annotation of a GenBank genome assembly. NCBI's taxonomy places the organism in Eukaryota, Ciliophora, Spirotrichea, Euplotida, Euplotidae.